This is a messenger RNA of Macrosteles quadrilineatus (aster leafhopper), 1894 nucleotides long. RefSeq names its product calcyclin-binding protein. Gene Ontology annotation, cellular component: nucleus. Gene Ontology annotation, molecular function: S100 protein binding; ubiquitin protein ligase binding; tubulin binding. NCBI's taxonomy places the organism in Eukaryota, Metazoa, Arthropoda, Insecta, Hemiptera, Cicadellidae. Gene Ontology annotation, biological process: heart development. Bases 192 to 869 code for a protein of 225 amino acids. The record is from RefSeq and is a predicted model, not a curated record. The transcript has 6 exons.
GUAGUGGUGUAAAGUACAAGUACAGUACUACAGUGAAGUUACUACCUACUUAUUCCGAUUGACGCCUUUUUAUCUUUACUUUUGCGAGCAAAAUUAGUGUUUUACAACUUUAAACCUUUUAAAUAGGCCAGCAUUUUAAAAAAUAAAAUCAACUUGAAUUUCCAUUUAAUCUAAUAAGUUAAAAACCAACAAUGUCUAGCAAAAUUGAUGAGUUGAAAGCUGAUGUCUCUGAAUUGAAUCAGCUGUUGGCUAGUGCUACAAGGCAGCGUGUCAAAGAUGCUGUGUCUCUUGAAAUAAGGAAAUUGCAAACUGAAAUAUCCCGGUUACAAGAACAAACAGGCAGUGCCGAUGGAUACAAAACAUCUCAAACCACCAUACCGAGUACAAAUCGGUGCUAUGAAGUUAAACUCAACAAUUAUGCCUGGGAUCAAUCAGACAAGUUUGUCAAAAUCUUUGUCACACUGAAAAACGUACAUACACUUCCAGCUGACAGUGUCUUCACAACUUUUACUGCCAAUUCAAUGGAGCUUCAUAUGAACGGUCUGGAGAACCGAAACUAUACUCUUCUGAUUAAAAAUCUCCUGGAAACAAUAGACACUAGCAAAAGCAGCUGGAAAGUAAAAACAGAUAUGGUGGUUGUGUCGCUGGCCAAGGUUAACACGGGCAAUACCUGGUCUCAUUUGACAUCUUCUGAGAAGAAGGCCAAAGAGCCGAAACCCACUCCUAAACCUUCAAAUGAAGGUGACCCGUCGUCUGGACUGAUCGAUUUGAUGAAGCAGAUGUACGAGGACGGUGACGAUGAUAUGAAGCGCACCAUCGCAAAAGCUUGGACUGAGAGUAGGAGCACAGGGGGCAUGCCAAGCUUCUAAACUUAGGUCAUGAUGUGAGCAAUAAUUUGGCCUCCUCAGCCAUUUAACACCAAAUAUCCAUCUCGGUACAGAAGUUUUCGGUGAUUUGCAUUUAAUUACAGUUUUGUUAUUUUUAUUAUAUUCUCUGUUGGCCUAAAUUGUAAUAGCUUUGAUAUUUUAAUGUAAGCAAUAUUCCAAAAAGUAUAGAUAGUGUUGGGUUACCUAAAUUCUAAUUUUUUUGAAGGAGGUAAUCUGUUUUUUUUUCUGUAAUUUCAAAUUUUUUGUAUAGUGUUAGAACUGCUGAAAUUAUAAUUGUAUUACUACUAAGUUAGUACACCACAGUCCCAAUCUGAACCCUGCUAAUCCAAAAAUAACAAUACCAUUCCUAGGUACUAUUUCAAUACCAUUGUCAUCAAACAAAAUGUUACAGCAAGUUUGGUCAGGUUAGCUUAGAUUGUUAUAGGCCUAACAGUUCCUUUUUACUUUAAUAUAUAUUAAAGUAAACGAUAUAUUGUGAAAACCAAAGCCAAACUAACCAAAUGGCGUGGACUACUGGAACUGGAUAUCCAAAUCCAUCAUGGCCGCUACCUGUGACAUUUAGCUGUCUAGAGUUUUCUUGUUUCUUAAACUAUCGUUAUAUUAAUAAAACAACUUACCAAUUAGUGUGAGUCAAAUACUCACUUUAACUAACUUAUCAAUCAAAAAUUGAUAAUUAUGUAAUGUUUUUAGUCACAAAAUUGUUUAACAAAUUUUAACAAAUAGGUAGUUAGUAGAGCUACAAAAGUUUAAAUUACUGUAGUUUAGUUAAUUUUUGUGAGCUCAGAGAAAUAUUUUCACCGUUACUUUCAGGUAAAAAUACAUUGUUUUAUUUACCAAUCUGUACAAUUUAGUAAUCUGAAUAGGUCCAGUUUCAAUUAUUUGUGUUAAGUGGGACUCUGGUGUAAAUAUAAUUUGCGUGAGUUAUAGUAAGCUAUCAGUUAUUUUGUACUUUGUUAAAAAACAGUUUGUAACAAAUGUGGUGUAAAAUAAACUACUACUUAAACUGA